AUGUUUUCCAGACAUGGUCCGGCUUCCUACCCAUUUAUUGGGUGCCUGAUCUCAUUCUACAAGAACCGCUUCCGGCUCUUGGACUGGUACACUGAGCUCUUGGCCCAGUCACCCGCGAAAACGAUCGUGGUGCAACGCCUAGGUGCACGGCGGACUGUCAUUACAGCAAACCCCGACAACGUUGAAUACAUGCUCAGAACCAACUUCUCUAAUUUCCCUAAAGGUAAGCCUUUCACUGAGAUCCUCGGCGACCUUCUGGGCUACGGCAUAUUCAAUGUGGAUGGGGAGCUAUGGCGAACUCAGCGAAAGUUAGUGAGCCAUGAGUUCACGACCAAAUCCCUGCGGGAGUUCGUGGUGAAGACGCUGGUGGAAGAGGUGGAAGAGCGGCUGCUGCCCUUAUUGGAGUCGGCUUCGGCGAAUAAUAAGGUGGUCGACAUGCAGGAGCUGCUAAGGAGGUUCGCGUUCGACACGGUUUGCAAGGUGUCGUUAGGGAUGGACCCUGGUUGCUUGGACGCCUCACUGACCAUAUCGCCUUUGGCGAGAGCAUUCGACGUAGCGUCAGAGAUAAGCGCCAGACGCGCAGCGGCGCCUGUUUUUGCCGUCUGGAAGAUUAAGCGACUGUUGCGCAUGGGCUCCGAGUGGCAACUCAAGCAAGCUAUCGAAGACGUACACAGAUCCGUUGAGGAGAUAAUUCGAGACAAGAAGAAGAAGAUUUCUGCGGGAGAAAGCAGAGGAGAACACGACAACGGAGAUCUCUUGUCGAGGCUAAUAUCAGCCGGGCACGACGACGAUGUGACCAGAGACAUGGUCAUAAGCUUCAUAAUGGCGGGAAGGGACACAACAUCGGCGGCAAUGACGUGGCUCUUCUGGUCGCUUUCCCGACACCCCAAUACUGAAAAAGAGGUGGUGAAGGAAGUAGUCACGGCACUUGGCAACGACGAGCCGAAAUCAUUGGAUUACGAAGCUCUGAAAGACUUGCCAUUGUUGAAAGCUUGCCUCUGCGAGUCCAUGAGGCUUUAUCCUCCGGUGGCCUGGGACUCGAAGCACUCCGUCCGGGCUGACACCCUGCCGGAUGGCACGAAGGUCGGAGUUGGGGACAGGGUGACAUACUUUCCGUAUGGGAUGGGGAGGAUGGAAAGCUUGUGGGGAAAGGAUCGAUUGGAGUUCAAGCCAGACCGCUGGUUUCUGGAGCCGGACAAGGAAGGCGGAGCUCUGAAGGAGGUAUCCCCGUACAAGUUCCCGGUGUUUCAAGCGGGGCCGAGGGUGUGCUUGGGGAAGGAGAUGGCUUUUAUUCAGAUGAAGUAUGUGGUGGCGUCGAUAUUGAGGCGGUUUGAACUGAGGCCGGUGGCUUCGGAGCGGAAGCCGGUUUUUGUGCCUCUGCUCACGGCACACAUGGCCGGGGGGUUCAAUGUCAAUGUGGUGGUCCGACAAAGGGCUGGGCGGACUAUCCGUCAUGAACAAAGUUAGGGUUUACGUUUACCCACGAUUUGGUUAUUAGCUAGAUGCUUGCGUUAUACUCAGACUCGGUAAAACACCAUAAAGUGAGGAUGUUGAGUUGAUGGUGAUUUGAUGAGCUCUGGAUCCAUUAAAGACUUUGUUGUCGAUGAUACCAAAAAACGUUAUUUCCUAAUUCGGUAAUUCCUAGUUUAUUUCUUAUUCAGGCGAAUUCAGGGCUCGUAUAGUACAGUCUACAGUGCAGAUCAGAAGCUCGUAUCAGAAGGACUGAAAGAGAGAGACAUAUGUGAAAAGUACAAAGUAGUUUAUACUGUUGUAAUAUGAGGCGAGUAUUGGGUUGUGAACUUGUGAUAUUGAUUAAUCAUGGUACAACCCACUUGA
Molecule: messenger RNA, 1836 nt
Organism: Nelumbo nucifera (sacred lotus)
Lineage: Eukaryota; Viridiplantae; Streptophyta; Magnoliopsida; Proteales; Nelumbonaceae
Product: cytochrome P450 94B3-like
Molecular function (GO): heme binding; monooxygenase activity; oxidoreductase activity, acting on paired donors, with incorporation or reduction of molecular oxygen
Source: RefSeq, a predicted model, not a curated record